GCGUGCUGCGUCACAUCCGGUGGCGGGCCCUCAGUGAAGGACAAGUGGGCACCAUGUCGGCCCUGAGAUUGGCGUGCAGAACUGCGGCUCAGGCCCGGUUGAUGUUCCCGCCGCCCCUGCGUCAGCUCUCCACCGCCCCCUGCCUCAGGAGUUACAAGUUCGUCAACGAGAGGGAGGAUCCCACCGACCUGCAGGCGCUGACCGACAACGCAGCUCAGACGCUGUUCUGGACCGAGCUUUUCCGGGGCCUGGCCAUGACCCUCAGCUACCUGUUCCGGGAGCCAGCCACCAUCAACUACCCCUUCGAGAAGGGCCCCCUGAGCCCGCGGUUUCGGGGGGAGCACGCGCUGCGCCGUUACCCCUCGGGGGAAGAGCGGUGUAUCGCCUGCAAACUGUGCGAGGCCGCCUGCCCGGCCCAGGCCAUCACGAUCGAAGCGGAGGCCCGCGCGGACGGUAGCCGGAGAACCACUCGCUACGAUAUCGACAUGACCAAGUGUAUCUAUUGUGGCUUCUGUCAGGAGGCCUGCCCCGUCGACGCCAUCGUGGAGGGGCCCAACUUUGAGUUCUCCACCCAGACGCACGAGGAGCUCCUCUACAACAAGGAGAAGCUGCUGAACAAUGGUGACAUGUGGGAGGCCGAGAUCGCGGCCAACAUCCAGGCCGACUUCCUGUACCGCUGACGGACUGUUCGGGGCCCGGGGUAAACCAUCGUUUCCCCUCGCUCCCCCCGCCCACACACCCAGGAGAGUGUUUCGUUUGGGGCGCGCCCCCCCCCUGUAAAUACUGUUCCCACCAUCUCAUUAAAGGCGAGUUGCCUCCUG
Mobula hypostoma (lesser devil ray) is the source of this 821-nucleotide messenger RNA. Its product is annotated as NADH-ubiquinone oxidoreductase subunit 8-like. NCBI's taxonomy places the organism in Eukaryota, Metazoa, Chordata, Chondrichthyes, Myliobatiformes, Myliobatidae. Bases 54 to 680 code for a protein of 208 amino acids. Gene Ontology annotation, molecular function: 4 iron, 4 sulfur cluster binding; NADH dehydrogenase activity. Gene Ontology annotation, cellular component: membrane. Gene Ontology annotation, biological process: mitochondrial electron transport, NADH to ubiquinone; mitochondrial respiratory chain complex I assembly. The record is from RefSeq and is a predicted model, not a curated record. The transcript is spliced from 7 exons.